AUGGCAUCCUCCUUCGCUCCAUUUACUCUCAGCCCGUUCGACCAUCAAUUCGCAGAUGCCUACAUCUCCUUUCUCAUAUCAUUCGCGCCCAAGGAGCCAUCAAGCUGUGCAGCUAUCUUGGAGUCUGCAGCCAGGUCCCUCGUUGAACGGUUUCCCUUUUUAGCAGGGGAAAUCGUCACUCACCCCCACCUCGAUGGAAAAGACAAUGUCGCACGGAUUCAGCCGAUACAAAGCAACACAGAUCCCAUCCAGCUUCUUCGAUUUCGCCACUUCGACGCCUCGAUUGCGUCUGUCCCUCUGCUGUCUCAGGCCCUCUGUCCGUUGCCAGUGAUGAUUCCCCCCGACCAAAGACGGCCUCCUGUGGCUUUUCAAGCAAACAUCUUCACCGACGGGGUAGUUCUCGGGGUAAACUUUACGCAUCUCGUUUUCGAUGCGACUGGCGUCGGGAAAAUCCUCGAGGCGCUGGCUGAAUACUGCAACUCCCCGGCUGUCACCUGCACGCCAUCCAAACCAGACCAUCCAAAGCGGAUCACCGCCAUCUUCAUGAACCCACCCGAUCCGAACAGCACAGCCAGUCUGCCGGGUGGGAUUGAUUACCUGCAGGGGCCGCUCGGUGUGCCCCGAGAGCAAAUUCCCCUUGAACAAACGUUCGCGGCACCCUCCUCCCUGAGCACGCGUCGGUUGACCUUUUCCGCGGCGAACGUCCUCCGUCUGCAGGAAGAAUGCAACCGAUUGUUACAGAGCCAAGGGUCUCCGGACAAGCCCCCCUCCGUAUCGCGCAAUGACGUGUUAUCCUGCCUUCUCGGGCUUUGCAUCCAAAAGGUUCGAGGCAAGACAGCGCAGCCCGGCACAAAGCAAGACCCCCUUGAACUCGCCAUCGGCGUGAACAUGCGGCCCCGGCUGGCCUCCUCCAUCGCAGCAGACUACAUGGGCAACAUGGCAAUGCCCCUAAUCCUAACCACAGACAUCAACCAUGCCGCCCUGGACACCCCCCAGCCAAACCUACCACUACUCACCCAGCUCGCUCUGCGAAUGCGUGAAAAGCUCCAAUCCUACGAGAGUCGCUUCUUCAACAGGGUCAUGUCCCUUGCACGGAAGCAGAGCGAUUGGAGCCGCUCGCAGAUCAGAUUCACAAAGACCACCGUGACCAGCUGGCGGCACUUGAACAUUUACAGCCUGGAUUUUGGUGCAGCCCUCGGUCCGGUGACGAAUUUUGAUACUCCGUUUGCCUUUUUUGGGGGGUGGUCUGUUGUUCUGCCGAGGUAUUCGAGUGAGGGUGAGAAAGAGGCACGAUGGGAUGUGGAUCUGACGCUUGAAUCGGACCUUCUUGAGCUGCUGGUCGAGGAUGAUUGGCUUUCGGGGGUUUUGGAGUUGUGA
This is a messenger RNA of Aspergillus wentii DTO 134E9, 1377 nucleotides long. RefSeq lists its product as uncharacterized. The transcript has 2 exons. NCBI's taxonomy places the organism in Eukaryota, Fungi, Ascomycota, Eurotiomycetes, Eurotiales, Aspergillaceae. The record is from RefSeq and is a predicted model, not a curated record. The coding region runs from base 1 to 1377 and encodes 458 amino acids.